CUGUGCAGAGCGCGCGGGACCAAACCGAGCAAAGGCACGGGAACAGCGGCUCGUGCACUCACUAACUACACGAAUAACAUUGCAAUUCACUGGUUUACGGGGAGAAUUAACGUGACCUGACAUUUGCAAGCGGACUUUGAGUGAGGGGAGAUGAGCCUGAGGUAGCAGAGUCUGAGGAUGUGUGACUCAGAGGAGGACAUGUACCAGGAGCAGAGGAGCGCAGACGUCCUUCAGAUCAGUGAUGAAGAACACCACAGUGAUGAGGAGCAAUACAGCGACGAAGAGGAGGCAUAUUACCAGUCCCACCACAGCGCCCCCUUCAGCUCGGAGAAUGAGGCGCAGGGAGGGGACCCGGGGGGAUGGCAGUGCACUCCUCCGCAGUCGUCCUCUCCGUCUCAGCCCCUCCCCUCCAGAGACCACGCCCACAGCCAGAGCCCGUCGCCCACGCGCAGCAUCGGCAAGAAGAGGAGCUCCAAACCGCAACACAUGAGGCGGAACAUCAGAAAGCUGCUUCGCGAUCACCAGUUGGAGGUGACGACCAAAGCGGCUCAGCAGGAGGAGCUAGAGAGGCGGAGGCGUCUGGAGCAGCAAAGAAAACAGGAUUAUCCCCUACCACUGCUACCUGAGUACACUACAGCUGAUGUAACAAACCACGUGAAGCCAUCCUCCGUAUCCACAACAGCAGCCUCUCAACAGGAAGUGCAGGUCCGUAGACAGGAGGUGGCCUGCCUGGACUCCAGCAGCACAGGGAUCAGAGAAGAAGACUGCAAACCUGAAGCACUCGGCUCACACAAAACUGCAGCGCUCGAUGAAGACUCUGCAGUCCCCAGCUCCAGACAGAGCCCCGCAGAGGAGGGCGACUCUGAGCCGAGCGGAGCCCACGUGAACGACGCUCUGAACCUGCCCGACGCUCAGGGGAGAGUCCUGGUCAACACCAACCACCCACAGACCGACCCGGACAUUUACCUGUCUCCACAACUCGCACGGGCCGUCAAACCACACCAGAUUGGAGGAAUCCGUUUCCUCUACGAUAACCUGGUGGAGUCUCUGGAGCGGUUCAGCACUAGUCCAGGGUUUGGCUGUAUUCUGGCUCACAGUAUGGGCCUGGGAAAGACUCUGCAGGUCAUCUCGUUCAUCGACGUGCUCUUCAGACACACCAAGGCCCACACUGUGCUCGCCAUCGUACCGGUGAACACUCUGCAAAACUGGCUUCAUGAGUUCAACACGUGGGUCCCGGCGGCGGAAAGUCUGCCCCCCGACGUGGACCACAAACUCAUCACUCCCCGGGCUUUCAGAGUCCAUAUACUCAACGACGAACACAAGAACACCACGAGCCGAGCGAAGGUGGUGGAGGACUGGUACAGCGACGGCGGCGUGUUACUGAUGGGGUAUGAGAUGUACCGUCUGCUCUCCCUCAAGAAGAGCUUUGUGGCCGGACGCAAGAAGAAGAACAAGAAGAACCCGACCAGCUCCUCCGGGUCCGCGGUCGACGUGGACGAGGAGGACAGACAACAAGAGCUGCUCAAAGGUAUAGAGAAGGCUCUCGCUCGCCCCGGUCCUGAUGUGGUGAUCUGCGACGAGGGCCACCGCAUCAAGAACUGCCACGCCAGCACCUCCCAGGCCCUGAAGAACAUCCGCACCCGCCGGAGAGUGGUCCUGACCGGGUACCCCCUCCAGAACAACCUCAUCGAGUACUGGUGCAUGGUGGACUUUGUACGACCAGACUUUCUAGGUACGCGUCAGGAGUUCAGUAACAUGUUCGAGAGGCCCAUUCUGAACGGACAGUGUGUGGACAGCACGCCUCAGGACCUCCAGCUCAUGAGGUACAGGAGCCACGUGCUGCACAGUCUCCUGGAGGGAUUCGUCCAGCGACGGGGUCAUGACGUCCUGAAAGAGCAGCUCCCGUCUAAGGAGGAGCACGUGAUCCUGGUGCGCCUGUCUCCCCUGCAGAGGGCGCUCUACACUGAGUUCAUGAACAGAUUCCGAGAGGCGGGGAACACAGGCUGGCUCAGUCUGAACCCUCUCAAAGCCUUCUGUGUGUGCUGCAAGAUUUGGAACCACCCAGACGUGCUGUACGAGGCUCUGCAGAAGGAAAACCUGGCCAGCGAGCAGGACCUGGACCUGGACGACAUCACUUCCUCCCGUUGCCACACCACGGCCAAUCAGAAGCCCAAACCGCUGGAGACGCCAAACCCCAUUGGUGGACUGAGUCUGAGCCAGAUGCAGGAGAAGGCCAAUCAGGUCAUCACUUACGAAUGGGCGAAAGAAAUUAUGAAUGACUAUAAACCCGGCGUCCUGGAGAAUUCUGCUAAAAUGGUUUUGCUGUUUCAUAUGAUCGAGGAGAGCGUGAGAAAGGGAGACAAGCUGCUGGUUUUCAGUCAGAGUCUGUCCACACUGACUGUCAUUGAGGAGUUUCUGGCAAAGCGCCCGGUUCCUCCUUCACCAAACUCCAACAAAGACAAAUCAAACCAGAACUGGGUCCGAAACCUCAACUACUACAGACUGGAUGGUAGCACGACAGCCUCAGAGAGAGAGCGUCUCAUAAACCAGUUCAAUGACCCCGCAAACACGUCUGCCUGGGUCUUCCUCCUCUCCACCAGAGCUGGUUGCUUGGGGGUGAACCUGAUCGGGGCGAAUCGCGUGGUGGUUUUCGACGCCUCCUGGAACCCGUGCCACGACGCCCAGGCCGUGUGCAGAGUUUACCGCUACGGCCAGAAGAAGCACUGCCACAUCUACAGACUGGUGUGCGACUUCACCCUGGAGAAGAAGAUCUACGACCGGCAGAUCUCCAAGCAGGGCAUGUCUGAUCGUGUCGUUGACGAUCUCAACCCGGUCUUGACCUUCACUCGGAGGGAGGUGGAGUCUCUGCUUCACUUUGUGGAAGAAGAACCGGACCCCAAAGAAGUCAAGCUGCGGCCCAAUGACCACCUGGAGUCUGUCCUCAAGAGGGCGCUGUGUCUCUACCCACACCUCAUCACCAAGCAACCGUUCGCUCACGAGUCUUUGCUGAUGGACCGGCGUGAGAUGAAGCUGAGCUCUGCAGAGAAGAAGGAGGCGAAGAAAGGCUACGAGGAAGAGAAACGUGCCUCUGUCCCGUACACCAGGCCCUCGUACGCUCACUACUACCCCGCCAGUGACCAGAGUCUCACCAACAUACCCGCCUUCAGCCAGAGGAACUGGCGGCCUCCUGCUCGUGUUGAGGACAAACCUAUGGCCAGCGUGCGUCCGGUUAAGUCAACUACAGAUCCCACGAUGCCUCGCCAGGCCACAGCCGCCGCCCCCAACUCAGACUCCGCCUCCUCUGACUCCAAACUAGGAGGGUUUCCUGUCAACUGUCUGCAGAAGGCCGGGGUGGUUGUGCAGAAGAUCGUCACAACGACUGACAUGGUGAUUCCAGGCACCAACAGCUCUGCAGAUGUUCAGGCCCGAAUCACAGCUGGAGAAAGUAUCCACAUCAUCAGGGGAACCAAAGGGACUUACAUUCGGACCUCAGAUGGGAGAAUCUUUGCCAUAAGAGCAGCAAACAAAGCAAAAGCGCUGGAGGAAAACACAACAGCGCCAUCCAAAGACUCCCAGCCUAAACCUCAAGACCUCUCCUCCACCGGGAGCAACGGCUGCGUGUCGCCCGACAGGAAGUUACCGUCUUUGCCCCGCCCCAUCUCUCCGGACAGCCCCGAGAUCAUCGACGAGCUCCAGCGCUACACCCGAACCUCCGAACAGAAACCUCAGCCUCCUCAGCUCAACGGCACCGCCCUCCCCAACAUGGCCGACGUUACUUUCGCCUCCGCCUCUUCUGCCGCUCCCCAAGAUCUGCGCAUCGGCUCCAAACGCAAAUCCUCCUCGCCCGUGUCCGAGGAACAACGCCCCAGCAAGCAGCCGAGCCUGGGCCAGCCUCACUCCUCCGCCACCGCCGCGCUGGCGUCGCAGAGCUACCCGUUCAACAGCGCGUACUCCCUCCCGCACAUCGCCUUGAAUCCCGCCGCUCUCAGCCGCUCGCUUUACAUGAAUUCCCCGUAUUUCCAAGCGUCUCAGCUGGGCGAAUCCGGAUACAUGUACCCGGAUAUUUCCACGACAACACCUACCACGUCCGUUUCGACUUCGUUUUCCUCCGUGAAACCCAAUUCGAGCGGCAUUCCUCCCUACAUGCUAAACCCGAACGUGGCGAGCCUCUCCGGGAUGCUGCCUCCGGGUUUCCCCAUGGCGUACACGCAGUCCUUGGCUAAUCUUUACUCCAAAUCGAUGCUCAACGGAGAUUUGCUCGGCCCGGCUGCCACGCCCGGUCCUGCCGGCGCCAGCUUUCUCUCCAAGUUCCCGACCAGCGCCGAGUCAAACAAGCGCGGGUCCGUGCUCGUCAACGGCGCCAACAUCAGCAGCGCCAGCAGCUCGGACAACGACGACGACGUGAUUGAAGUGAAAGAAAAUUAACGGACUGGACACGUUUGCUUGAAUGUUUGCUUGAUUUAUUCACCGGGGUACAUCCUGGCUGCGUCGCCGGGCCACUAGGGAAGCUAAAAAUGCUACUUGCUGUGCUGAAACGGCUAAUUUAUAGUGACAAGUUGAGUUUCCGAGCUUGUUUUUUUUUUUGGGACUGUGAGCUUCCGCUUCGAAAUCACUGGACUCUUUGGAAACUGCUGAGUGGGUUGAGCCUGCAGUGACCCCGUCUGGCCACUAGUUGUACUGCAUAGAAGCGCGUAGUUUCUGCUUUGCUAAAGACUUUUUCCGCUUACAGACUUGGCAUUAGCUGGUAGCAACAUCUUGUUCUAAAUAUUGUUUCGUCAGUCGUUGAUUCUUGCUACUGAGAAAACAUUUUGAACGGAUUGAAAAUAUUCACUGCCAGGACAUGGGUAUUGUAUGACCUCGGAAAAAAACAAACAAACAAAAAAAAAAUGGGAUAAUUUUUGAGGCUUCGUUUUAAAACAGUCGCAGAAAAACCUUAAACUUUAGCAACGAGAAUGUAACGCUAAAUGCCUUUAAACCAGGCCUUGUGUGGAAUCUUGGGCCUCUUUCAGACCAUUGAAAUCUGUCUUUCUCUUAAAAUUUCAGAUUGUCCCAUGUAAUUGUGUAAUAUUCAACCUUGUGGCAUCGAUUGAUUUUGAUUUUCUUCUUCCAAAGUCAAAAAUUUAAGGCGCUGUACCUGAUUUUUACUGUCUUAAAAAAAAAAAAAAGGUAAUUUUUAAAGGUUUGCAGUGGUCCAAAGUUAACUUUUACUUGCCUUUUGCAUUCCGAGCAUCCUGGUUACUGACCGUGAGCGCUUUUCACAACUUUCAGAGACCAGAGUUUAGACGUGACAGUACAACUAGCAUGCUAAUGUGCACUUCUUGACUAUCGGACAGCACGCAGCAGACUUAUUUUGACCACAACUGCUGCUUUUACGAUUUAUCUGUACUGGAGUUUUGCUCAAAUACAACGGGAACAGGGCCUUUUUUCAGAUAAAGUGAUAAAAACGUGAUUCUCAGAUUGAAUAUUAAUUUGAUCUAAACUUAUUAUACCAGAUGCCCUUCCAUUUUUUGCUUGAUAAUAAAAUAAUAAGUCAGAUUUUCAUUUUGGUCUGAGGGAGGCCGGUGUUUAGGCAGCAAAAGAAGAGAGAUCUGAUUUUUCUUUUUUUUUACAUCAAUAUUUAUGUGAGCCAAUGCCUGAAAAAGAAAAAAAAAAAUCAGGAAAUGAGGAAAAAUUACUGUUUGUAGCGGCAUUUAAUUAAGAAAACGAAACACUUUACCAACAGAAGAUGCCUUUUAACUGCCUCCAUCUCUUUUUGAAUGUGAAACGUGAGAGGAACGCAUCUCACUACUGGCAGUCUUACUGUAGCCUCGAGGAAAACCAUGCAAAACUCACUUCAAGCCUAUAUAAUGUCUGUAUUUUAAGUGGAAGGCGGUGGAGAAGGUGAUGUCCCGUAGGUUUUUAGGCUUGUGUCUUUACCGUGUUUGUAAAUGUGUUUUUUCUAUAAAGAUUCGCCGAUGGAAGUGACAAAAUGGAUUAGAAAAGUUGGAUUUGAUGGAGUUGUUUUUGGACUAAAAUCAUCAGAUAUUUUGGCAAUAUUUUAGAGUAAUAACUAGCAAUAUUAGGCAGAAACUUUAAGAUGAAUUGUAAUGCCGUUAAGUGUCCACUAGGGGGAGCAGUGUCAAAUUAAAUGUUUAAAUGUUGUUGUAAUAACCAAAACAAAAAGAGUUGAAAUACAGAUUUUUCAAACGUUUACAGUUUCAUAUACAUUUUAAAAUUGUAUUAAAGUGGAACUAAACCACUAAAUACACUUUUUUCACUGGCCUCUGCUAUUUCAAGUACUACAUGACAUCACACAUGACUGCUCUGAUAAAAGUCCAGGCGUUUCUGAUCACAAACAAACUAAAAUGUAUAUAUAUAUAUAACAUGGAAAAAGUAUCCAAAAAGACUCCAUCAAACUUACGUAAAUAUUCUUCAGAUAUUUUCAAAUCGUCUUGAGAUAAAUUUCGCUCUCCGACGUUUUUCUUUACGUGCUCGUCUCAUUUUGUGCCGUGACAUCAUCGUGAACCAAACUUAUCUUGGCUUUGUCCAAAAUCAUCGAGGUGAAAAGUGAGAAUGAGAAGCACAAAAUC
Messenger RNA from Boleophthalmus pectinirostris (great blue-spotted mudskipper), 6569 nucleotides. Its product is annotated as helicase ARIP4-like. Lineage: Eukaryota; Metazoa; Chordata; Actinopteri; Gobiiformes; Gobiidae. Gene Ontology annotation, molecular function: ATP hydrolysis activity; ATP binding; ATP-dependent chromatin remodeler activity. Gene Ontology annotation, cellular component: nucleus. The transcript has 23 exons. The coding region runs from base 178 to 4425 and encodes 1415 amino acids. The record is from RefSeq and is a predicted model, not a curated record.